Messenger RNA from Saccostrea cuccullata (small rock oyster), 2996 nucleotides. Its product is annotated as paired box protein Pax-6-like. The transcript is spliced from 11 exons. Gene Ontology annotation, molecular function: RNA polymerase II cis-regulatory region sequence-specific DNA binding; DNA-binding transcription factor activity, RNA polymerase II-specific. Gene Ontology annotation, biological process: regulation of transcription by RNA polymerase II; anatomical structure development. The record is from RefSeq and is a predicted model, not a curated record. NCBI's taxonomy places the organism in Eukaryota, Metazoa, Mollusca, Bivalvia, Ostreida, Ostreidae. Bases 630 to 2093 code for a protein of 487 amino acids.
AUCCAAAUGAGGGCUUAUUGGGAUAUACAUAUAAACUGACGGUCACCGCUCAACUGUAUGAUAUGAUUUAGAACGAUUGAAAUAUCUUAGGGUGUCUAGAAAAUUUGGGAUCAUUGUAGUUACUACGGGUUAAUUGGUGUGUAUAUUGUGUAGUGGAACAAAUUAACCGUUACGGACUUUUUUCAUAGAGGUGUGCGAUCUGGAACCAAUUGUUUGCAUCCUUCUUUGAUACAUGUGCACGGAGGCAUUUUCCAGGCGCUGGGUCUGUCUAAAUGCCUGAUUAGACUCCGUGAUUUAGUUUUUCCCCAGAUUGGGUCCUUCCACUUUGGUGCCCUCUAUAACACUAUAGGAUCUACAUUACCGAAAGACAAUUACAUGGACUAGUUUCUGUUGACCGAAAAAUUUAAAAACUUAACAAAAAUGUCAACAAAUCUUUAAGUUCUUAACUUAGUUUUUAGCAAAGCAGAAUAGGAUCCUGGCAAAUGAUAACUGCAUGAGGGAUUAGUUUUGCAACUGAGGUUCAUGUUCUGUUGUUUCAGUCAGAAAGGCUUGUGGGGAAAACAGGAUUUAGACAAUUUUGCUUUUCCGGGAUCACAGUGUUUUCAAGACGAAUGUAACAGGGAAAACGUAUGACAUCCUCGCUCAAGGAAGAAACGAUGCCGUCGAAAGACGACGACAAUAGUAAUUCUGUUGGAAGCCCGGAUGUGGAUAGUCCAAAUUCUAGAAAAUCAAGACAAAAACGAGGACACAGUGGAGUCAACCAGUUAGGCGGUGUCUUUGUAAAUGGCCGUCCCCUGCCCGAUUCCACGAGGCAAAGAAUUGUAGAACUUGCCCAUAGUGGUGCUAGACCAUGUGACAUUUCUCGCAUCCUGCAGGUAUCCAACGGUUGUGUGAGCAAAAUUCUAGGACGUUACUAUGAGACGGGUUCCAUUCGACCACGUGCCAUUGGUGGAAGCAAACCGCGGGUCGCCACACCGGAAGUGGUUGGAAAAAUCGCUCACUACAAAAGAGAGUGCCCUUCUAUAUUUGCUUGGGAAAUACGUGAUCGACUUUUGUCAGAGGGCUGCUGUAAUCAGGAUAAUAUUCCAAGUAUUUCCUCCGUCAACCUGGUGCUUCGAAAUCUUGCAAAAGAAGACCAGGUUUCUUCCAUUAACCGUGUGCUACGAAAUCUUGCCAGCGAGAAUCAGAAAGUCAUGGGACAGGGUGCAAUGUACGACAAGUUAGGCCUAUUGAACGGUCAGAAUUGGCCCCGAACUAACCCCUGGUAUGCCACGAACAUGGGGGUGCCAGGUCUCCCUCCCUCCGCCUAUACAACCCAUCAACCCGCCCCACCCCUCGGGAUGGAUAAGAAAAAUAAUGAUGGUUCGGGAUCGGAAAGCAACCAAAGUGAAGGACAAAACAAUGAAACAGACGAGCAACUUAGAAUGCGUCUCAAGCGCAAACUCCAGCGGAACCGAACUUCAUUCUCAGCAGCACAAAUCGAAGCUCUAGAAAAAGAAUUUGAGCGGACUCAUUAUCCAGAUGUGUUUGCAAGAGAAAGGCUGUCACAAAAAAUUGAUCUCCCAGAAGCACGUAUACAGGUAUGGUUUUCAAAUAGAAGAGCAAAAUGGCGACGAGAAGAGAAGUUACGGAACCAGAGAAGGGAUGUAGCAAAUGGAGCUACCCGACUGCCAAUCAAUGGAGGCUUCUCAAACGGAAUGUAUCCCACAAUCCACCAACAAAUAGGAACAAUGGCCGACUCUUACAGCUCAAUGCCGACCAUGCCUUCCUAUUCUUUGUCCAGCAAUAACAUCCCAACCAACCCAGCAUGUUUACAGUCAAACAACGCAACCUCAUACUCAUGUAUGAUCCCAGAAUACGCACCUCGAAGUUAUGAUCCAUUAUCACUAAGCAACUAUUCCCGUCCAUCUUGUAACCCCGCAGCAGGCAUGCAAGGUCACAUGACCCAUAAUAACCACGCAUCAGCGGCCUCUACUGGACUGAUUUCUCCAGGUGUGUCGGUUCCUAUUCAAGUACCAGGUGGGGGGCCACCAGAUAUGAGCGCGCAUCACAUGGGUGCGAUGGCGUCACAGUACUGGCGAGGACUGCAAUGACGUCACGAUUAGAGAUUCAUCAAAUAUGGUGUCUAAACUUGACGAUCAAAUCAACAUGGCAAAAGCUCUUACGUGAUACUGAUAAAUGGCUUGAUGAAUUUGCAAAAGGAAAUGGUUGAACUUACUUGCUUUUUGAAGCAGUAGAAGUAACAAUCUGGGAGAGUAGGAAACACCAUGUUUUCUUGUUUGCCAGUAAAGUUAGUGCUCAGGAAAUCCCCAUAUAGUUAGGUGACUAGUCAGUGCUCAAUGUCGCAGCCUCUGAAAUCCACAGCUACCGCACAAAGACAUCGUUACCACAUCCGACAUUCCUUCAUAUCGUAAUCGUGGUUAAUUUAUCUCCUCUUUUUACAAAUGCUCUAUAUAUUUGUAAAAUGUAUGUAUAUCCUUAUGUAACCAUUAUGUGUACUUGUUCAUGAAAGAAAAUAAUGUUGUAUGGCUUCAUUUUUUUCUCUUGAUCUUUUUUUUUAUUUUUAAGUAAUGUCAUAAAAUGCAUUUUGUCUUCUUGUUUAACUUAUUGAAAUGAAGAAAGAAAGAUUAUUAUUGCUACCGAUUUUUUGUUUGCAUUACCUACCGCAAAUAUAUGUUUUGUAUCUUUCUUUGUGUAUAUGACAAAUGUGAAAACGAACAAUUUGUGAAAAUUUGUAAAAGAUUAAUUUUCUUUCAGUGUGAAAGAUGCAAAGGCAAAGCUUUAUAAAAUAGAUUUUUUUUAGUUUCCUGUUCAAAACAGAGAUUUUGUUACGUGAAACUCAGAUAUGUUUGAGAUUCUUUGUUAAACAAAAGUUUUAUACCAAGACAUACCUCGCUUAUUUGCAUAUUAGUGUUCAUUUGCAACAGAAAGGUUGCAUUAUACUUUCAGGCAAAUGGAUUUAUUCUAAUUAGCAAUAAAGUUUAUUUCCAAAAGUA